AUGCAAACUUAGUACCCACCUAAAGGAGGAGUCAAUAAGGGCUAAAUAAUCCCAUUAAAAAGUAGCUGCCCCUUUGAUUGUUAAUGCAAAUCUGAAGAAAUAAGAAAUUGGCAUCAUAAAUCAUGUUCUGAGUUGUGUUUCGUCAGUUAAUAUGGUGAUAUAUUUUGUCAACAUCACUUAAAAAUAUGUGAUGGGUAUUUAAUUCAAGAUGCUUCUUUUGAAUGUAGUUCGGCUGGGAAAGGCAAUACUUGGAAAUAAUAUAGAGGAAAUUCAUAAUUUUUUAUGGCAUUAGUCUUAUGUAUUAAAGCUGCUGAAAUUUCACUUGAUUCAAAUAAUGAAUUAAUCAAUUUUACUACUAGUUUACAAAAAGAAGCAUUCUAGAGACGGAAUUAAUGA
Molecule: messenger RNA, 396 nt
Organism: Paramecium primaurelia
Lineage: Eukaryota; Ciliophora; Oligohymenophorea; Peniculida; Parameciidae
Source: the annotation of a GenBank genome assembly